AUGGCCCCAGAGGUUGAAGCUUAUGCCCAAGAACCACUGGAUCAUGGUGAUGCCAGCGACCUGAGCGCAGAUGCUUCCAAUGGCCGCUUCAAAGAGGACCUGCUCGAUGCCAUCACCGACAUCCAAUCCGUUGGAACAUUCGCAUCCUCGGUACCAAUCGGUAGAAUAGGUCCUCUUCCCAUUUCUGUAAACGGAGUGGGGGAAAUAGCGCUGCCUCUUGGCGAGUCUCAAGCGCGGCAGAUUAUAGCACAGGCUCAUCAGGCGCCUUAUGGUAAGGGGAGCGAUACCAUUGUCGAUACUGCCGUGCGGAAUACGUGGGAACUUGAUCCCUCGCAAUUCGACAUCGGAUCGCCAGGUUGGGCCGGGCUUGUCCAACAACUUUGCCAACAUGUUGCUGCAAGCCUAGGCAUUAACACGGCUGUUCACGCUGAGAUCUACAAGAUGUUGGUCUAUGAGAAGGGUGCUAUGUUCAAAGCGCACACAGACACUGAAAAGAUCCCUGGCAUGUUUGGUACGCUUGUCAUCAGUUUACCAUCUAUUCACACUGGAGGCGAUGUUAUUCUCAAGCAUUGUGGCGAGACUAUUACCUAUUCCUCGUCAAAACACGACAUGUCCUGCGCCAGCUGGUACUCGGACGUGUCCCACGAAGUCCUGCCCGUUACUUCGGGCUACCGAUGGAUCCUCGCUUUUAACCUCGCCAUCGAUCAAUCACUACCACCCCCUUCUGCCGGGUACAGUCCUUCUCAAAUGCUUCCAAUUCGCCGCUGCCUUGAGCGAUGGCUCGCUCUCGAGAAGCAGACUCGCCAGAACAAGUACGUGUAUCAUGUGCUGGACCACGAAUAUACCGAGGCGAACGUAUCCUUCCGCUCACUGAAGGGUGACGACUUGACCCGCAUCACAGCCCUUCAAGAAGCUUGCGAUGGGCUGCCAGUCAGUCUGUUCCUUGCACUCCUCGAAAAAAAGGAGUUCGGAAGUGUAUACAUGGACCCUUGGUUGAAAGGGAAGAAGCGUAAAUGGUAUGAGGACGAAAUUGACUACGGCGAAGAUCCAGGGGCCUAUCAUGAACUCGAAGAUGUCUUCGAAGGUCCGACUGCUACACACUGGUAUCGCGUCGGGGCCAUCACAGUCGUCCCUCACGACUCGAUCGUCAAUUAUCUUGGUAAUUGUAGACAGUUUUAUGGGUCCUCGACCACACCUCUUCGAUUCCAGAUAGACUGGCUUGCUCACCAAUGCAUGGUCUAUGAUGCGCCAGAAUAUCUGGUUACAGCUAUGAAGCAGCUUUUUAACCGAGCGCUCAGUGAGAGCAAAAGCCCAAACGAUAUGUGGAAGUCGAUGGGAGAUGUAACCAUCGUGCAGACAGUUAUCAAGGCGGCUUUGCAACAGCACGAGUACCAGUUCUUCGAGAUGGCCAUGUCUAAGUUUUACCAUGCCUUGACCCCAGACCUUUUUGAGUGGGUGAGAGACUGGAUAAUCGAGGAAGAAGAUGAAGACGACAAACGUCUAGAGCGUUUCGAAAAGAUAAAAACUGCACUCCAGCCCGCAGUAUCACCAUCCGGUAGCUUCGGUCCCCAGUUUCAGAACAUCAAGAGCCUGGCGCCUCUUCCGAAAGCCCUCAACCCUGACCUCACCCCUGUACCUGGGCCAAUGCUGGAAUGGGCUCGCUCAUCAUUGCGCAAGCUCCUUGAGGGUGAAGAACCUACAGAUGUUGGCCAGAGUGAUGGCUCAGCCUUGGUUGAUCAAGCUAUCUACUUUGAGGAUCCGAUACUUGUUCUGACUCAAAGCGUGGUACCCAUCUUUGAGAAGCGUCUUGCGGCCCCUGCGUUCCGCUUGAGUCUUCUGAACCGCCUGAAGGAACUUGGCAGAAACGGAACACUUCCCAAAGAAGAGGCCAUGAAUCUCUACCGAACUUUGGUCCGAGUUUUCGUUACUUCUCAAGACUUCACUUGUAUACUUGAUCAAAGAUAUAUCGAGGCUCUCGAAAACAGAAGACUGCGUCAGACGCGACCCAACGAGACUCCCAUAAGCAAUCCUAACGCGACCAAAAAUACUGUGGACUAUAAGAUGCUACUUCUGUUCUUCACUUGCAUCCUCGAGGAAAGCACUGAUUUGGAUAAUCUCGCAAGUCAGUUUGUAGCCAAGGUCACUUCGCAAUCCGAUAAACUUCCACAUCUUGAGCGCAUUACCAUUUGGUUGCCACUUCUAGCCCCUAUGAUUCAAAAGCUUGAGGCGAAGAACACCCCUCUCGAUACACCCGUCUACCGCGAAUUCUUCUCUGCCAUCAUCACAGGUGUCAUCGAUGGAUACGUCGGCCCCAAGCCCACGGAAACGGCCAACUAUUCCAUGGCUGGUGUAUACUGCAGCUGUGGUGACUGCACAGCCCUGAACGCAUUUCUGAGCCACUCGUCACUCAAGUCACAAGGGUUUCCCCUGAGUAAACCACGUCGUCACCACAUGCACCAAAGCCUCGAUGGCGCAGGCGUUCGCUGCACUCACCAAAUGGUGCGGACAACCCACCCAGAAACUUUGGUAGUGACCAAGCAAACCCAGCAAGAGGAGGUCAAGUCACAGCGCUGGAUAAUGCGUAAGGACACUGUUCUUGGCCAUCUGAAUCGGAUCCAGAUAGACCACCUCAGGACAUUCUUAGGGGAGGGUUACGAGAAGGUCGAUCUGCUUAGACGUGGACAGGCAAUUCAAGCGAAUCUUCCGUCGCGGCCAGUGGUUGGAGAUAAGCGCAGGAUCAGCCAGACAGAAGUGGCAGUCAUUGAUUUGACGAGCGAUUAA
Molecule: messenger RNA, 2781 nt
Organism: Fusarium sp. VM40
Lineage: Eukaryota; Fungi; Ascomycota; Sordariomycetes; Hypocreales; Nectriaceae
Source: the annotation of a GenBank genome assembly